CGGCGUUUGUUUCCAGCCGGUCAGAUUUCGGUGUGCCAUGGCGUCGUUAAGGGCGGCAUUAUGUGGACGUUUCCUGCAGCCUCUCCCUGUGUGUUUGGGAUCUCUGCGCUUCGCCAGCUCUUCUUUCAAGGCUGCAGAUCUGGCCAUUGAGAAGAGGCAGACGCCGAUCCCCAAGCCUGACCUGUCCAACCUGGUCUUCGGAAAGUUUUUCUCGGAUCACAUGUUGACUGUGAGUUGGUCGGAGAAAGAAGGAUGGGAAGCUCCUCAGAUUAAACCCUUCCAAAACCUGUCGCUCCACCCUGCAUCCUCUGCUCUGCAUUACUCCGUUGAGCUGUUUGAGGGGAUGAAGGCGUUCCGGGGAGUGGAUAAUCAGAUCCGUCUGUUCCGGCCCAUGCUGAACAUGGAACGCAUGUAUCGCAGUGCAGAACGCUGCUGCCUGCCUGUGUUUGAUAAAGGCGAGCUGCUGGAGUGCAUUAAGAAGCUCAUCGAGUUGGACCAAGAGUGGGUCCCGUACUCCACUGACGCCAGCCUUUACAUCAGACCCACCUUCAUUGGUGUCGAGCCUUCUUUGGGCGUGUCCCGAUCAAGUCGCGCCCUCCUUUUCGUCAUCGUGGGGCCGGUGGGGCCGUACUUCGCCACGGGAGCCUUUAAUCCUGUGUCCCUGCUGGCGGAUCCUCGCUUCGUGCGAGCCUGCAGGGGCGGAGUGGGCGCGUACAAGAUGGGCAGUAACUAUGGGCCUACGAUAGCCAUCCAGAGCAAGGCAGUGAAGCAGGGCUGUCAGCAGGUGCUGUGGCUGUACGGCGAUAGCGAGGAGAUCACAGAGGUCGGCACCAUGAAUCUCUUCAUCUACUGGACUAAUGAGAAAGGAGAGCGAGAGCUGGUCACUCCGCCAUUAGAUGGCCUCAUUCUCCCCGGAGUCACCCGACAGUCUCUACUGGACCUGGCCAGGGAGUGGGAUGAGUUUAAGGUGACUGAGCGGGUGCUGGUCAUGAAAGAGCUGAUGGACGCUCUGAAAGGAGGACGGGUGUUGGAGGUGUUUGGCGCGGGGACGGCGUGUGUGGUGUGUCCCGUCGGCAGCCUGUACUAUAGAGGACAGCACUUUGAAAUCCCAACCAUGAAGAACGGUCCUGAGCUCGCCACCAGGUUCUACAAAGAGCUCACCGAUAUCCAGUAUGGACGCACGAAGAGGGACUGGGCGCCGGUCAUCGUCGCCUGAUUGGACGCCUUUCCUCCAGUCACCUGCCGGAGCCAUGGGUUCUCCACACAGUUCACUUCUCCCGUUUCCUCCUGUACCUUCUGCUUUGCCUUAUUAUCUUAAGGGACUAAAAUUGCUUUUAUUGUUCUGAAGCAGACACUUUGGGAGCCUGUCAUUAAUCAAAUCGGCCAAUAAGGAAAGCGGGGGUUGGGGACACAACUACCGCCAUGACACCUCCAACACACGUGUGUGUUUAUCUGAUAGAAGCGUGAUCGUUUUUAUAAUAAAUCUAUCGAGCCUCAGUAGUAGUGUAGCAACAGAGCAGCUGUGAGGUGAAAUUUAUAUGCAAAUAACGUUUAUGGGAAAUCAUAAGGUGCAAUAAGGUUCACGUCUUCUCCUUGGAGAAAGGUUACUGAUUAGUUGGGGUUUUUUGUUUGUUUUUAUAGGUGAGCUAACACUAGCCACAAGCACAACCUGUCCUGUGUGUUCUUCCAGUGUAUACAUGACCGUUUUUAGACAUUAUGAGUCGAGUGCAACAAUCUGCUGUUUAGCGUCACCUCCGUUAAAUUUAUUAUUAUUGUUGUUGUGUAAAGGGGGAAAAAAGCAAGUUUAAAAUGAGGUUUCGAUGUUUUGUAAAUGUGUAAUUGCAGAGAAGAAAAAUGUUCAGGAAUUUAACAAGGUAGUGGCAGCACACAGUGUACUGUAAAAAUAUUGACACCCUUCAUGAAAGAGUUUAUUUAAGGGGGGGGGGGGCAACAUCCAUAUGCAGUAAGUGAUAUUUUGAACUUGAUACCAAGGCGUUGUGUGGGAAACUGUUUAAAUGAAACGUUUACACACAUCGUCUUUCCAUUUAAAAAAAAAAUCAAAAAUUGGCGCCCUACAAUUGUCAAUCAUAAUAAUUUUAGCACUUUUUUUCCUUUCGAGGGAGAGAGGGGUGUGUUGGGUGUGUGCACAGUGAGUGCAUUAUUUAAUUUUUUUUUUUAAUUAUAUACUACCGUUUAAAAGUUUGGGGUCACUUUGAAAUGUCCUUAUUUUUGAAAGAAAAGCACUGUUCUUUUCAAUGAAGAUUCCUUUAAACUAAUCAGAAAUCCACUCUAUACAUUGCUAAUGUGGUAAAUGACUAUUCUAGCUGCAAAUGUCUGGUUUUUGGUGCAAUAUCUCCAUAGGUGUAUAGAGGCCCAUUUCCAGCAACUCUCACUCCAGUGUUCUAAUGGUACAAUGUGUUUGCUCAUUGCCUCAGAAGGCUAAUGGAUGAUUAGAAAACCCUUGUACAAUCAUGUUAGCACAGCUGAAAACAGUUGAGCUCUUUAGAGAAGCUAUAAAACUGACCUUCCUUUGAGCAGAUUGAGUUCCUGGAGCAUCACAUUUGUGGGGUCGAUUAAAUGCUCAAAAUGGCCAGAAAAAUGUCUUGACAAUAUUUUCUAUUCAUUUUACAACUUAUGGUGGGAAAUAAAAGUGUGACUUUUCAUGGAAAACACAAAAUUGUCUGGGCGCCCCCAAACUUUUGAACGGUAGUGUAUAUUACUUGGGCGGCGGCGGCUGCUGCUUUUUCUUAUUCCUCUUCUGCCAAAAUUUCAGUUUUUGAGAAAACCCCCACAAAUUUUGUGAAAAAAAUCUCACAACCUCUCAUAACUUCCGAUCUACAAGGACAAUUUUUAUAUCAAAAUGUAGAUAAAUUUUCUAGUUUUUAAAUUGGCUUGAAACUGAAAGGGAGACUUCUCAUAUUGAGUAGAAAAUUUGAUUUUUUUUUUAAACACCCUUUUUGUGUGUGUAAAUGAAGUGCGCCAAUAUUUAUUCAGCAGUGUACUUUACAAAUCAGCCAUUUAAACAAGCGUUCAAGUUCUGUAAAGUAUUUCAGUGAAAUGAACAAAGUGCAGUCGAGUUUGUCUUUUUGGUUGGCUUGUUUUAUUUUUAAAGGUUGCGUUUGUUUUUUUUUAAUCAGACUUUACACUCCUGAUUUAACGUUAUUUAUGCCAUUAUAUUCGGAGAUGCACAGUGGACUAAAUGUAGAUCGAUGCUGAAAUGUUUAUAUUGAACUGUGAUGUUGGUAGCAUACAGGAAGAUUGUAAUAAUGUUUCACAAGCAGUGUACUGUACAGCUUUAAACUUGACUUGAGGACGAAUAAAAACACUCCAUGACGUUCCUGCACUAAAACACAAUGACUGCUAUCGUUAACUAAACGAGUCAGUUUAUCAUCAGUUCAGGAAAUCGACUCCAGUUUGUCUCUUUUUCCCUUCCUAAUCUCUCUCCCCCCCCCCCCCCCCCCCCCCCUCCAUCCUUCUUUUCUUUCAAGUGCCUGAGACUGGUUUUGUUCACUUUGCAUGUGGUUCUGCAUUAAGGCCGUUGUUUUGCUGAGCUGUAUUUUGUGUUCUGUGAGCGGUUCGGGAUGGUCGGAUGUCUCAUCAUUUGAUUUUACAAUAAAAGUACAGCGUUGUCUUUUUCAUUGUAAA
Molecule: messenger RNA, 3645 nt
Organism: Neoarius graeffei (lesser salmon catfish)
Lineage: Eukaryota; Metazoa; Chordata; Actinopteri; Siluriformes; Ariidae
Gene: bcat2
Product: branched chain amino-acid transaminase 2, mitochondrial
Exons: 11
Coding region: 38-1216 (392 amino acids)
Biological process (GO): L-valine biosynthetic process; L-leucine biosynthetic process
Cellular component (GO): mitochondrion
Molecular function (GO): branched-chain-amino-acid:2-oxoglutarate transaminase activity
Source: RefSeq, a predicted model, not a curated record